ACCCCCAUUGUGGAGAAUCUCGGGCUCACACACACACACAUAGACGCAAGCUGCAAGACCCGUUGGAGUUUGAGCUGCGGGGCCACGAUUUUGAAAGAAAAACUUCGCUUCUACUCAUGGAUUUAUUUGCUUCUUUUCAGAGAUUUCGAAGACGGGCAAUGCUUCGCGUCGCCAGGCAUUUCGGAGAGUCAUCCGGGAGGAAAAGGCCACACGUACCCCUCUGCACAAAGUUGUAAAAAAGAAAAAGUAGUAGGUUCUUCUCCUCGCUCACACUCGGUAUACGCGUUGAAGAUCCCCGAUCAUCAUGGCGAGGUGGAGCAGGCACAGCACUUGGGCUUUGACGCCGACACCGCGCGCUCCUUUCCGGGAUACGUUGCUCCGUCUUCGUGGGAGCUUGUCUGCUCGUUUGUGGAGCUUUGCAUUCAUGUGCACGGCUCUUUCUUGGGGAUAUUGUCGAGCCGACACGGAGUUUUCCAUUUUGGAAGAAGCACAAGUUCUGUCCGAGCAGAUGAAGAAGCUGUCUACGCAGGAGCUGGGAGUCUUUACUAUGCAGAGGAUUUUCAACUCGUUUGUGUACACAGAGAAGACAUCAAAUGGAGAGUCAGAAGUCCAGCAGCUGGCCAAGAAGAUUCGAGAGAAGUUCAACCGCUACCUUGACGUGGUGAACAGGAACAAACAGGUGGUGGAGGCCUCGUACACUGCCCACCUUACGUCUCCUCUCACCGCAAUACAGGACUGCUGCUCCAUACCAACAUCUAUGAUGGAGUUUGAUGGAAAUUUCAACGCCAACGUGUCCAAGACCAUCUGCUGCGACAGACUGUCCCCCACCGUCAACAGCCGAGCUUUCAACCCCGGAAGAGACCUCAACUCGGUGUUGGCGGACAAUCUCAAAUCCAACCCAGGGAUCAAGUGGCAGUACUUCAGCUCCGAGGAGGGCAUCUUUACAGUGUUCCCGGCCCACAAGUUCCACUGCAAAGGGAGUUAUGAACACCGCAGCAGGCCGGUAUAUGUGUCUGCAGUGCGUCCUCAAUCGAAACAUAUUGUUGUGAUGGUGGAUCACGGCGCAUCUGUUACUGAAACUCAACUUCAAAUCGCCAGAGACUCUGCACUGGUUAUCCUCAAUGCAAUCGACGAACACGACAAGAUCGCCGUUCUGUCAGUGGCCGAGAUGGUCCGCUCCUGCUCUCUGGACCAGUGCUACAAGAGUUUGCUUUCUCCGGCCACCAGCGAGACCAAGAGAAAGAUGAGCACCUUCAUCUCCAACAUCAAGUCCUCUGAUGGCACCACGCAACACGCCGUGGGUUUCCAGAGGGCUUUCCAGCUUCUCCGCAACACCAGCAGCCUCAGCAAGCCUCAGAGCGCCACCACAGACAUGGUUAUCAUCUACCUGUCUUCUGGGAUUACAUCUCGAGAGUCAUCAGAGCCGGAGAAGAAAGCCACGCUGAGUGCGGUCAAAGAAGAGAACAGACACUUCAACAACUCUGUCAUGAUCCUCACGUAUGCACUCAUGAAUGAGGGAAUCACAGGUCUGAAAGAGCUGGCCUUCCUGCGAGACCUCGCUGAGCAGAAUUCCGUAAAGUACGGCGUGGACCGUUUUCCCGUGGCGUCGUCAUCUGGCUCAGCCGCAGUGGCGCCCGUGAUGCCCGUCGUGAAGGGCAGCAUGAUGGUGCUCAACCAGCUCAGCAACCUGGAGACCACGGUGGGCCGUUUCUAUAUCAACCUGCCCAACCGCAUGAUCGACCUGGUCCGCUUCAGUCUGCCUUACGCCGACCCCAUGGGAGACGGCUUUAUCAUGACCGUGAGUCGGCCGUGUUAUUUCGGGAACCUGCUCCUGGGUGUGGUCGGAGUGGACGUCAACCUGGCCUACAUUUUGGAGGAUGUCACAUAUUAUCAAGACUCUUUGGCGUCGUACACCUUCCUCAUUGACAACAAAGGUUAUACCCUGAUGCACCCAUCACUAACGCGGCCUUACCUGAUGACCGAGCCCCCCCUUCACACAGACAUUAUCCACUAUGAGAACAUUCCUGGAUUCCAUGCGGUGCGACAGAACAUCCUCAACCUCCCAUUGGGCAGUCAGGUGAUUGCUGUUCCAGUCAACUCAUCGUUGUCGUGGCACACUAACCGGCUCAGAGACAACAGCAAAGAUGCGUACAAUGUCAGCUACGCUUGGAAGCUGGUCCAGGACACGUCGUUCAUCCUGUGCAUCGUGUACGUGCAGCCAGAGAUUCCAGUCAAACAGCUGAAAAAUCUCAACACGGCACCCAGCUCCAAGCUGCUGUACCAUCGUUUGGACUUGUUGGGUCAGCCCAGCUCUUGCCUCCAUUUUAAACAGCUUGCGUCCGUCGAAUCCCCCACAGUGAUGCUGGCAGCUGGUAGCUUCUCAUCUCCCUAUGAGCACCUCAGCCAGCCAGAAACAAAGCGCAUGGUGGAGCACUACACAGCCUAUCUGAGUGAUAACACUCGGCUCAUCGCCAACCCAGGCCUCAAGUCCUCUGUCAGGAACGAGGUUAUGGCGACCAGUCACGUCACGGAUGAGUGGAUGACACUAAUGGAAAUGAGUAGCCUCAACUGCUACAUUGUGCGCCGUUACAUAGCAACGCCCAGUGGGGUGCUCCGGAUUUACCCUGGAUCAUUGAUGGACAAAGCCUUUGACCCCACCCGCAGACAAUGGUAUCAGCACGCUGUGGCUAACCCAGGCCUCAUCACCUUUACCGGGCCUUACUUGGAUGUGGGCGGCGCAGGCUAUGUUGUUACCAUCAGCCACACCAUCCAUGCAUCCAGCUCGCAGAUGGCCCCAGGCUAUGCAGUUGCAGUGAUGGGGAUAGACUUUACCCUUCGCUACUUCUAUAAAGUUCUGCUGGACCUGCUUCCCAUUUGCAACCAGGACAAGGGAAACAAGAUCAGGUGCUUUAUAAUGGAGGACAGAGGUUACUUGGUGGCCCAUCCUACUCUCAUUGACCCAAAAGGUCAUGCCCCUGCAGAGCAACAGCACAUCACACACAAGGAGCCACUGGUUGCCAAUGAUAUACUGAACCACCCCAACUUUGUCAAGAAAAACCUGUGCAACAGCUUCAGUGAUCGCACCGUGCAGCGCUUCUACAAGUUCAACACGAGCAUCAUGGGCGACUUAACCAACCUGGUCCACGGCAGCCAUUGCUCCAAGUAUCGUUUGACCCGGAUACCUGGCACCAACGCCUUUGCCGGUAUCGUCAAUGAGACGUGUGACUCUCUGGCCUUCUGCGCUUGCAGCACAGUGGACCGCCUUUGUCUCAACUGCCACAGAAUGGAGCAGAAUGAGUGCGAGUGCCCAUGCGAGUGCCCUCUUGAGGUGAAUGAGUGUACUGGCAACCUCACCAAUGCUGAAAACAGAAAUCCUAGCUGCGAGGUGCAUCAGGAACCAAUCACUUUGAAUGUGAUCGAUCCCAGUCUACAGGAGACGCUGCCUCAAUGUGUCAACACUCGCUGCAGCCAGAGAUACAGCAGCAGCGACUGCUUUGGUGUUUUGGACUGUGAAUGGUGCAUGGUGGACAGCGAUGGCAAGACCCAUCUGGACAAGCCGUACUGCGCCCUGCAGAAGGAGUGCUUCGGGGGCAUUGUCGGUGCAAAGAGUCCAUAUGUGGACACCAUGGGCCUCCUUGAUGAGGAGGUGGCAUCUUUGAACAUGAUCAAGAGUGCCCCUGUGGGUCCGGUUGCCGGGGGUAUCAUGGGAUGCAUCAUGGUGCUGGUAUUGGCUGUGUAUGCGUACAGACAUCAGAUCCACAGGCGCUCGCACCAGCACAUGUCGCCACUGGCAGCACAAGAAAUGUCGGUGAGAAUGUCCAACCUGGAUAAUGACAGAGAUGACAGGGAUGACGACAGCCACGAGGAUCGAGGCAUCAUAAGUAAUACUCGAUUUAUUGCUGCGGUGAUCGAGAGGCACACCCACACUCCGGAAAGACGCCGGAGGUACUGGGGACGAUCUGGUACAGAAAGUGACCAUGGCUACAGCACCAUGAGCCCUCAAGAGGACAGCGAGAAUCCGCCCGGUAACAACGACCCGCUUUCGGCGGGCGUGGAUGUCGGAAACCACGACGACGACCUGGACCUGGACACCCCACCUCAGACGGCGGCCUUACUCAGCCACAAAUUCUACCCCUACCGACACACGCACACACACCAUCACCCACUCCACACGCACCACCUCCAAGCCGCCGUCACGGUUCACAGCGUGGAUGCGGAAUGCUGAUCCGUGAUUUACAAAACGUGCUGAUUCAGACACUUGAUUGCGCUCAGCAUCGCUGCCAAUAAUUUGACUUUUCCACAGACCUGAACUCAAUAAGUGUUGUCUUUUUUUACACACUGAAAAUAAGCCAACUAUUUUUAUUUGUUUUCUGAAGGAAUCCAUCCUUCUGGACUCUUUUAAGAGCAAGCUUAAAAACCAUUUUAUGGAAGUUCAUUGGAAUAACUGGAGGCGUGUAAACCUGAGAACAAGCUUCAUUUCCCCACGGAGGGCCAACGCAAAGCAACAGUUUGCUGGCUAGAAAGCCGAGCCACCAAGUUCUUACUUGUCGUCACUACUGGAUCACAGGACUACCUUCUAAGCAAAAAACAUACUUCACAAAUAGAUAAACACUACAAAGGUCAAAGAUUUUCCUCCAAAAAUAUAUUUAUUCAAGUUUGCCAAACAGAUACAAGAGCCACAUUGGGUCAUGUGAUAUUUGUUUGCACGUACAUAUUGUUGCAUUCUCUUCACUCGGUGUGUCUUGUAAACAGCGAGCCUUAAUCACGUGCUGAGUGAUAGCAAUUCAAAAAGGACAGACAUUUGUUUCUUCCGUGACCUUAACAUCCAGCUUCAGGUCCAUGUACAACGUGGACUUGAAGCUGGAUGUCAAAGUUCUUGGAUAAACGGCUUUCCGUAAUUGAACUGGAACUAACGCAACGUUCUUUGUAAGUUGGCAGCCUUUGGAGUGUUUCCUUUCCACUACGAGCUGAACACUUCCAGACGCUGUUGAAUAUUGGCUGUGUCCUGACACAGACACAGUGUGUGCAGAAUUAUACCGGACUUGAAUGCCCAAGUUGGGAAGUCCCUGUUGUUGAAGAAGGAUGGGAGAGAGAGAGAGAGAGAGAGAGAUGCUGCUGUUUUACACAGGAGAUAGAUGCCUGUCUGAUAUCUCCUAUGUGCUUAACCACUCAAAGUGUGCGUGGAUUUUUUUUUAUUUUUUUUUAUGUGAGGACAAUUCUCUGCAUGGUCCACACAGGAAAAGUGACGGGAAGAAUUUAUGUUUACUGUUUGUUUGCGUGCGUGUGUGCAUUUUCAAUGAAUGAAUUAUUUUCCCUCAAGUUUAUUAAUCCACUUAGAGUUUUCCUCCUGAUGAAGAGUAACAUGACCCCAUCUGCGCUCAGUGGCGUUGAUGUUUUUUUUUUUUCUUUCGAGAUUCUUUAUGUACGUAGUGUAAAGGGAGAAUCAUCUAUCACUGCAUAUAUUGUUGCCAAGUAUGCCUGGAAAUGAUCCUCUGAUGUUUGAGUUGAUAUGGAAACGUGUUGUCUCGCUAUAUUAAGGAGGCCUUGGAUAACUUUUAGGUUUAUUUUUCUUGAGGUCCAUAUUGGAUGGAACUCGGUACUUGGAAGAAUUCAUACUUACUCACUUUUACAUGAGACUUGUUGAUUUAUUGUCAAAGCUCCCAAAAGUUCUCGUAGGUGUGGAAAUAAAACAACGGUACAUUUUGAUGCAGAUGAAU
This is a messenger RNA of Syngnathus acus (greater pipefish), 5717 nucleotides long. RefSeq names its product cache domain containing 1 (gene cachd1). The transcript is spliced from 27 exons. Bases 305 to 4225 code for a protein of 1306 amino acids. Gene Ontology annotation, molecular function: voltage-gated calcium channel activity. Gene Ontology annotation, cellular component: voltage-gated calcium channel complex. The record is from RefSeq and is a predicted model, not a curated record. Lineage: Eukaryota; Metazoa; Chordata; Actinopteri; Syngnathiformes; Syngnathidae.